CAAAAUUAGAUCUUUCCCAACACUGCUGUUUUGGCGCUCCUGUCUGCUGCAACCCUCCUUGACAUGCGAAUCACCAAAUCCAGAUAAAAUGGACAUUGGAGCGUAUAUUCUGAGUGAAUAUAUCCCCGCCAAGCCGCUGGUCGGUAAUCUGGAGGUGUGCUUUACUGGGGAUGAACAGACACAAAUUGAUACAUGUGCCCAACUAAGAUGCGGCGAGGUAUUAAAGUUCCCAUUCGCCCGUCCUGACUUCCAACCGCGGUCAGUGGUAAUAAAGGGGAACACAUUGCUCGUGGCAGCAGACAAGGCUACGGAGACAAAACGCGUGGUGGAGUUGACCCUGGAGUCGUCGUUUGAUUAUCAACCCGGUGACACCAUUGGCAUUAUGCCCAGCAACAAACCCGAACUGGUGGAAAAGCUGCUCCAGCGGCUAGAACUGAAGGACCAGGCAGACACUAGCUGCCAUUUGAAGCUGGUGCUGCACUGCGCCAAUAAGAGCGCCAAGCUACCCGCUCACAUUCCGACAGCGACGAGUCCAAGGGAGAUCCUCACCCACUGCUUGUCUCUUUGCUUUGUGCCGCAGAAGCAGCUUCUCAGUGCCCUGGCGGGAUUUACAAGCAACGAACGGGAGCGCAGCUUCCUGGCCUGUCUGUCCUCCAAACAGGCCACCAAGCACUACAAUUCCCUUAUCCUGGAGCAGGGGCUACUCUUCAUGGAUAUUCUUGAGCUUUGCGGUGACUGCAGGCCACCGCUUGCCUUCCUGGCAGAACACUUGCCACGUCUUUUGCCACGACCGUAUUCCAUAGCCAACAGUCCUUUGGAAGCCGGCGACCAGGAGCUCCGCAUAAUCUAUUCCCUGCUCAGCUACAAGCCAGGGGUCACAACCAGCAUGUUGGAGGCGAGAGUCCAACAAAUCAAUCCGGAGCAGCCCGCUCAUGUGGUUAUCUACCCCCGAGUAAACAACGCAUUCCGCUACACCGAGCAGGAUCUGGGCAGCAACCAAGUACUCAUUGCGGUGGGCACUGGUCUGGCACCGUUCCUCGGCUUCGUGGCCCACAAAGAAAAGCUUAUAAGCCAACAGCCGCAGCGGGAAAAGGGUCAUUCCUGGCUUUAUGUUGGUGCCAAGACACCAGAAGCUAUUCUGAAGCGGGAUCAACUUGAAGCCUGGCAUAAAUCGGCAGUUUUGGAGCGACUGCGCAUGUGUCAUUCGCGAGGAGAAUCGCCAGGCUAUGUGCAAGAAAUGCUGGCGGAGGAUGGCGAGGAUCUGGUCAAGUUUAUAUUAAAGCCAGAGACUGUGAUAUACGUCUGUGCCGAUGGUGCCAAGAUUUCCCAGUCCAUUGCCAAUGGCUUAAGCCUGUGCCUGCAGAAAGUUUUGCAUCUCACUGAGGAGGAGGCCGUUCGGCAGCUGAAAGAACUAAAGGCUCAGGGCAAAUAUCGCGAGGAUGUUUGGCUUUAAGGAAGCACUCUAUGUGCAGUCAAUAGCUCCGUAGAAGAAGCCUCUCUAGAUGCUCUUACAGUUUAAUUUUGUUUUACUUUUGCUUUUUUCUUCAACUUCUUUCGGAACGAAAAGGGAACUUCCUUUUGAAUUUUAAAUUUGUUUUGGUUUUUCUUUUGUAUCGUUUUUUUUACCAAUGUUAAAAUAAAUAUUGCAGAAGAAUUAAAGCUUAGUU
Messenger RNA from Drosophila elegans, 1667 nucleotides. Its product is annotated as methionine synthase reductase. The transcript has 2 exons. Gene Ontology annotation, biological process: homocysteine metabolic process. Lineage: Eukaryota; Metazoa; Arthropoda; Insecta; Diptera; Drosophilidae. Gene Ontology annotation, molecular function: [methionine synthase] reductase (NADPH) activity; FMN binding; flavin adenine dinucleotide binding. Gene Ontology annotation, cellular component: cytosol. Bases 89 to 1453 code for a protein of 454 amino acids. The record is from RefSeq and is a predicted model, not a curated record.